GGGCAUGUUAUUCUAGCCCCAGCAUGAGUGAGAUUGUCUAUGACUGCCAAGGUAUUAACUGCCUUUCUUUCCUUUAGCAGCCGGCGAGCUCUGUGUCAGGGCAAGGGGGUGCAGAGAGUCAGGACAGGAUGAGGGAUAGUUCAGUUCCAAGCUCAGCUUCAUCGUCAGUGACAGAUCUAUUCUGCACCCCCCGCAGCAGUAGGUCAGACCUCUUCCUCCCAGGUACAUCUGGAGACUUCAGCCUGAGUGCCAGCUUAUCAGCCUGUACCCUGCUCUAUGAGGGUGCGGUAGAGCCCAUGCAGAUUGAUGUAGACCCACAAGAAGAUCAGCAAAAUGCACCUGAUAUCAACUACGUGGUGGAGAACCCAACUCUGGAUCUGGAACAGUAUGCAGCGAGUUACAGCGGCCUGAUGAGAAUUGAGCGGCUGCAGUUCAUUGCUGACCACUGCCCGCAGCUGCGCGUGGAAGCCCUCAAGAUGGCUCUCUCAUUUGUCCAAAGAACAUUCAAUGUUGACGUUUAUGAAGAAAUUCAUCGGAAACUGACUGAAGCCACAAGAGAGCUCCAGAACACACCUGAUGCUGUACCGGAUGGAGGGAUAGAGCCUCCUCCUCUAGACACAGCCUGGGUUGAGGCAACACGCAAAAAAGCUCUUCUCAAGUUGGAAAAGCUGGAUACAGAUUUAAAGAACUAUAAGGGGAAUUCAAUCAAGGAAAGCAUCAGGAGAGGCCAUGAUGACUUGGGUGAUCAUUACCUUGAUUGUGGAGACCUCAGCAAUGCCCUCAAAUGUUACUCUCGAGCCCGUGAUUAUUGCACCAGUGCAAAGCAUGUUAUUAACAUGUGCCUCAAUGUUAUCAAGGUCAGUGUUUACCUUCAGAAUUGGUCCCAUGUCCUGAGCUACGUGAGCAAGGCAGAAUCUACGCCAGAAAUUGCAGAGCAACGAGGAGAACGUGACAGCCAGACACAGGCAAUCCUCACCAAAUUGAAGUGUGCUGCAGGCUUGGCUGAGCUAGCUGCCCGGAAAUACAAGCAGGCAGCAAAGUGCUUCCUCUUGGCCUCGUUUGAUCACUGUGACUUCCCCGAGCUGCUGUCUCCUAGCAACGUAGCUGUGUAUGGUGGCCUGUGUGCACUAGCUACCUUUGACCGUCAGGAACUGCAACGCAAUGUCAUCUCCAGUAGUUCGUUUAAACUGUUCUUGGAGCUGGAACCGCAGGUGCGUGACAUCAUCUUCAAGUUCUAUGAAUCCAAAUAUGCCUCAUGUCUCAAGAUGCUGGAUGAGAUGAAGGAUAACCUGCUACUGGAUAUGUACCUGGCACCUCAUGUGAGAACACUGUACACGCAGAUCCGGAACCGGGCCCUCAUCCAGUAUUUCAGCCCGUAUGUGUCGGCAGACAUGCGCAAGAUGGCCACUGCAUUCAACACCACAGUGGCAGCUCUGGAAGAUGAGCUCACUCAGCUGAUCCUGGAAGGGCUGAUUAACGCCAGAAUAGACUCUCACAGCAAGAUUUUGUACGCACGAGAUGUUGAUCAGCGCAGCACCACCUUUGAAAAGUCUUUGCUGAUGGGGAAGGAAUUUCAGCGCCGCGCCAAAGCUAUGAUCCUGCGAGCAGCUGUCCUACGUAACCAGAUCCAUGUGAAGUCUCCUCCUAGAGAAGGAAGCCAAGGAGAACUCACUCCAGCGAACAGCCAGUCCCGAAUGAGCACCAAUAUGUAAAGCUCUAGGAAUCAUCAAAAGACUCUCCCCCUCCCCCCACUGCACCUGGGAACAUGCGCAUCCAGCAUCCGAGCCACCAACGAUCCCUGGGUGCCUUUUCUGUCUCUCUGGGUGUGGGAGGGGCAGGACUAUUUGGGGGGGCAUGCCUUAGGAGUCCGGUAAUUCCUUUUAGAAUUGAAACUUCCAUUAGAUGCUGCACUGCGAGAAUACAUGAGCAUGUGAAUGCUGGGUGCAUCUUGUCCUUCCCCAGGGUAUUUCACAAACAGAGGCUUAUCUUGGGUUCUUGCACUUGCCAAUAGACCUCUGUAGUUUCCAUUCAGUAAACCAUAGCGAGAAUAUGGAA
Euleptes europaea (tarantolino) is the source of this 2055-nucleotide messenger RNA. It is a transcript of the gene GPS1, whose product is annotated as G protein pathway suppressor 1. Gene Ontology annotation, cellular component: COP9 signalosome. The transcript is spliced from 14 exons. The record is from RefSeq and is a predicted model, not a curated record. Bases 129 to 1712 code for a protein of 527 amino acids. Lineage: Eukaryota; Metazoa; Chordata; Lepidosauria; Squamata; Sphaerodactylidae.